Molecule: messenger RNA, 174 nt
Organism: Aspergillus ochraceoroseus IBT 24754
Lineage: Eukaryota; Fungi; Ascomycota; Eurotiomycetes; Eurotiales; Aspergillaceae
Product: F1F0 ATP synthase subunit i
Exons: 4
Coding region: 1-174 (57 amino acids)
Biological process (GO): proton motive force-driven ATP synthesis
Molecular function (GO): proton transmembrane transporter activity
Source: RefSeq, a predicted model, not a curated record
AUGUCUGUCAUUCCCAAGAAGUUCCCGACCCCUGUCGCCAAGCCCAUGGGCCCCUUCUUCGCUGCCGGUCUUGUCGUCCUCUACGGCGUCAACUCCUUUGCCAACCUCCUGAUGGGCACCGCCGAGUUCAAGAACGACCCCCGCAACCCCAACGCUAAGAACUCCAAGCAUUAA